AUGGCAACGAGUCCGAGAGGUGGCGGUGCUGCUGGUUCUAGACGGGGAACAAGACCAGGCGUGGUCCGGUCAGUCUAUGAAAUUAUCAAGCCGGAGUCAGAAUGGCAGCUAAAUGCUGAAUCUCAUAUUCUCAAUAUUUAUCUUCCUGGUUUCAUGAAGAAGCAGAUCAAGGUGAGCAUGGAAGGCCGGAACACCAUCAGGGUUCGCGGGGAACGCCUUGUAGGUGGCAACAAAUGGAGUCGCUUUCUGGAGGACUUUCAAGUCCCGGAAAAUGGUCAAAUGAAUUCGGCUCGUGCCAAGUUCCAUGGAGGGAUACUUAGCAUUACAGUCCCAAGAGAGAGAGUUGGUAAAGAAGGCGCUCUUCCUACGGGAAAGCAAUCCUCCCCUCAAAAGGAAAGUACUCCAGAUGUUAGAGAUGUGAAUCUGGAAAACAUAGUUUCCCAAACCGAAAAAAAGGAAAGCAGUGGCAGGGAUGCACAUGAUAGAGAUGGUGAUCAAAGAGGCCGAAGCUUUACUCCAAUGAUAAAUACUGGAAAUAUAACUUCCAAGAAUGAUGUGAAAAACGAUAGCAGUGAAACCAAAGAAAAGCACGUUGCAUCAGAGAGACUGGACAACAAAACAAAAGAGAGGGUACACAAGGAGAGCAUGCGAAGUUCUGAAUUACCUGAGGCCAAGACAAUGAAAUUGGAGAAAAACGAAGCCACAGAUAUCUCUGAAAGACACACAGACAACAGAGAAUCAUAUGGAGCAUCAAAAAAACAGAAACACAAGAAGGAGGUGAAAGGGCUCAAUCAAGAAAGGCAAUUGCUGGUGAAUCUGGGGGCGGCUAUGCUUGUUAUUGUGGCACUCACCGCUUAUAUCACCUACAACUCCGUAUAUGCAAAAGAUAAAAACUAGAUUCUUUAUG
Molecule: messenger RNA, 907 nt
Organism: Salvia splendens (bonfire salvia)
Lineage: Eukaryota; Viridiplantae; Streptophyta; Magnoliopsida; Lamiales; Lamiaceae
Product: inactive protein RESTRICTED TEV MOVEMENT 2
Exons: 2
Coding region: 1-897 (298 amino acids)
Biological process (GO): cellular response to heat
Source: RefSeq, a predicted model, not a curated record